CCAUUUAAAUCGGUGCCAGGAGAGCAGUUGUUGUAGGGGGUUAACUGGGAAGAACAGCACAUUUUUCCACCUUGCUAGCUCAAGGAUUUUAAUCAGCAACCUUUCGGAUACUGGCCCAAUGCUUUUAACCAGGGCAUCCCAACAUCCAUUUUUCUCAUUGAACCAUAGGAAUACAAUAGGUGACAACAACGCAGAGCACCCAGAGACAUCCAACUAAGCGAGGGCAAAGAUGGACCCAACUGCAGUACCACUCAAUCAGACCAAUUCUAACCUGUCUGACUCUGCCUGCAUCAAAAAUGACUGGGUGGACGGGCACAUGUACCUAGCAGCCUACUCCCUCUUCUUCAUCAUGGGCUUCCCGGCUAACUGCCUGUCUCUGUAUGUGGCCUGGGUGUUAAUGAGGAAAGGAAACAACUUGGCCGUGUACCUGGUGAAUCUGUCCAUCUCAGACCUCCUCUAUACGGUCUCCCUGCCCGUAUGGAUCGAGCUGGCCCUGGGUCGGCCCGUAGGGGACACCUUCUGUAGCCUGGUGUCUGUGGUGAUGUACAACAGCUUCUACAUCGGGUCUGGUCUCCUCUGCUGCAUCUCAGUGGAUCGCUACCUGGCCGUGGUCUAUCCUCUCUACUUCAACUGGGUGCGGCAGGUGCGUACUGCAGUGGCAGUUUGCGCUGCAUUGUGGUGUGUAGAACUGUCUAUCCACAUCUAUCUUCUUCACCAAAAGGGGGCCCUGCAGGACUUCUCCGCCAGGCGGCUGUGUAAGGAGGGUAUGCCCAUGGCCCAGGCGGACGCCCACGUUGCUCUGACCAGGGUGGUUCUGGGGUUCCUGCUCCCCCUUCUCAUCAUGACCUUCUGCUUCCAUCAGAUUGUUUUGGCACUCCGCGACAGUACCUCCUUGCUGGCCCGGGAGCGGAGGAAAGUCAGCCUCCUGUUGCUGCUCCUCCUGCUGACAUAUGUAGUGGCCUUCGCCCCCUUCCAGGCUGUUAUGUUCCUCAGAGGGGUGCUGGAACCAGGGGAAUGUAGCAUGGCAGUGAAGCUCAGGGACCCAUACAUGGUGCUGGUUGCCUGGACGACACUCAACAGCAUGCUGGACCCUAUUUUCUACUGUCUCAUCAGUCAGAGUGCCAAGAACGAGAUGACUAAAGUGCUGCAAAGAUGCAAUAGAUGCAGCAGUCAGUUAAAGAAGUGCAAAACUAUUUACACAAUUACAUAAGCUAAGAAAUUAUUCAUGAUAAAUCCACUAAAAGUAUUUUACUGUGAAAAUGUCAUGUCAAACUUGCUUUAUGCUACAAUGCUUGUUAGAAGAAAAAAAUAUGAAUUGGGACCUGUAACUAGCUGCUCUUGUGUGAGUGACGUUACAUUGUUAGUAGACAGUAGGCUCCAUUAUAGAGUACUGUAACUAACCUUAUUUGCAAUAUAUUCAAAUGGUUCCUUUGUGAGGCUAGUAUAGUACUGCUGUUUAACAAUUCACUACUGUAUAAUCUUGUUAAAAUGUUUUCUAUGCAAAUUUAUAUUCAGACCCUAACACAUAUUUCUGUGAAGGUACAAUGCCUGAAUAGUAUCUGAUAAAGUUAUGGUAUCCUAUAUCCUACAACUAUUUUAUAUGGACAACCAACAGGUAAUUGCCAAAAGAAAAGAAAACCAACAUAACCUGUAAGGCAUUGGGCCACCACGAGCCGCCAGAACAGCUUCAAUGUGCCUUGGCAUAGAUUCUGCAAGUAUUUUUCCACGACAAACUCCAUCAUUUGGUGUUUUGUUA
This is a messenger RNA of Oncorhynchus kisutch (coho salmon), 1756 nucleotides long. Its product is annotated as G-protein coupled receptor 4-like. Lineage: Eukaryota; Metazoa; Chordata; Actinopteri; Salmoniformes; Salmonidae. The record is from RefSeq and is a predicted model, not a curated record. Gene Ontology annotation, cellular component: membrane. Gene Ontology annotation, biological process: G protein-coupled receptor signaling pathway. Gene Ontology annotation, molecular function: G protein-coupled receptor activity. The coding region runs from base 230 to 1210 and encodes 326 amino acids. The transcript has a single exon.